UUGACUAUAUUCUUCCACUUUAUCCAUAAUAUAGGAAGAAAAAUUACAGCCAACGGUAUGUUUUUAACUUUAUUUCCAGCUUCAUUAUCACUUCGAAUAUUUCCGAUUCGCGGCGAAAGCUACAGUUUGAAGAGCGCAUGCGCGGGUAGUUUUUCCAGACCCCGGCCAGAUUUAUUACAAUCAGAUCACAUUUAGCCUAUCUCUUCUUGGGGAAAAUAUACUCAAUGCAAAAUCUGCCAAAAGUCUUUGCCAGGAGUUAUUCCUUUUGAAACCGAGCUUCGUGAUCUGUUCCGUGCAGAGGUAAAGCGUGAUUGGUCUGUAGGCGAUAUUUUAUAUCAAUUAGGUCAUGUGAUAAAAAGAGAAAAUGCCGGAUCACUCGAAUGUCAAAAAAAAUUAUUUUUGACAAUGACAUACAUGGGUCGUGUUUAUACUCUAAGGAUCAAGAAAGCAAUAUGAAAAUGCUUGGCCCAGGGUUGUGGCCAUGGUUGUCGCCAGUUUGAAGGUUACCGAUUCCUUCAGAAAGCAGAGCCAGAGUGGGGCACGUGGCCACAGUGAUAGUUAUGGAGAUACUCAUACUGACUUGUACAUGAAGUGUGUGCAGUCAUUCCUAAAGUUACAUCAUAAGCGGCUCAUCAAGGUUCUAUUCUCUGUGUUGCUAUUGGUUGCUGCAUUGAGUUUGAUUAUUUUCUUGUGUUGGACCGGUGGAAGCCAAUUCCUUGCUGUGGAAUCAAGAAAUUUGAAUAACGUUCACGGUGAAGGUGAAACUCACACAGUAGUGUAUGAAAGGUUCCAGGGGUAUCUGAAGUGGGCAUCAAGACUUUGGAUGAGGACUGGGACAACAGCUUCUCAUUCAGUCUCGAAUACGAUGGAUGAAGCAAAAAUGAAUGUUACGUGGAGUCGGGGGAUAUUUGGUGAUGGAACUUACCCAGAUGAAGGCAUUGAAAAGUUAUCCGAGAAUUUGACGCUAUCUUCCUAUUCUCAUGUCCAUGAUCAAAAAGAACAUUCAGUGCCUGCAUCAACGCUGCCGGAUAUUCGAGACAAACUUCCACAAGAUGCUUUCAUCAUUAUGAGUAACGAGUUACCAAGACCACGCUUUAUGACGAGUGUUGGUAAUGGUCAUGUCGGUACAGUAAUAGACAGUGACACAGUCCUAAUGAAUGGUCUCUACAACGGCCGACAUGGUGACAGUCAUCGGGCAAGGAUACCCUCCAUGGUGUCAUGUAACAUUACAGGAUUCCACCCACACCAGCCUUAUAAGCCGAGAAGAGCCUACACCUUGAAUAUGAUGAAUGGAAUGUAUCUUGAGACAAUCCAUGGUGAUGAUUUCGUCUUGGAGAAGAAGAUCUACGCACAUCGUCAGCUAAAGCGUCUCCUGGUGACUGAAAUAGAUGUCGUCCGGGUUUACAAGGCAGGUCAAAUGGCCAUGAAGGUGAACAUGGAAAACAACCGGGGAAAGCCAAGUGAUGAUGUCAACUUUGAUACGAUAACAGAUGCAGUUGAAUGUAAUGGGACUGUGACGGGAUGCAGAUACAUGCAUGGGAAGACCAAUAUCUCUGAGACUCCAUCAUCAGAUCUUCAAGACAUCCAUAUCUUCUACGACCCGAUUCCUACCCACCUUGAUGUUCCUGUUGUCCCUUCUUCUGAAAAAAGCCAGCGGACCAAGUGGACAUUCUAUGCAUCGUUUGCUCAGGACAAGGAUGAUGCAAAGAAUUACUAUGAAUUAGCUGCUGGUUAUACAGCCACAGAUUACCUACUACAGCGACACGUAGCUGCAUGGCAUAAACUGUGGACACGUGGUGUGAUCACUUUGGAGGGUAACCUCACCCUGGCCCGGGCCGUGUCUGGAGCCAUGUACUACAUCCUCAGCAGCAUCCAGCUGGAGUAUGAUCCAUCUGAUCCUUUCAUUGGGUUGAGCCCCUCAGACCUGGCGCAUGGUGUGACUGAAGAUGAUUAUCUUGGCCAUGUGUUCUGGGACCAAGACACGUGGAUGUACCCUGGUGUUCUAAUGAUGUUCCCAGACUUGGGCAAGCUCCUCCUUCGCACAAGGUUACGCACCCUGGCAGCAGCUAAGGAGAACGCCAAGCUGAAUGGAAAUAUUGGAGCUCAAUUUCCUUGGGAGACCGCUCACACAGGAAGUGAGGUGUGCCCGGGUGAAGUAUAUGCCAAGAAUGAGCUGCACAUAUCUGGGGAUAUAUCCUUCGCCUUCAGACAGUAUAUGUACAUGACCAAAGACAUGGACUUCUACAUUCUGGAAGGAGGUCGUAACCUUGUCAAUGACAUCAGUGAAUUCUGGGCGAGUCGCGUCAGCAUGAAUGAAACAACUAAGACAUAUGACAUUCUGAAUGUGAUGCCACCAGACGAAUACAAACGUUCAAUCAAUAACUCUGUGUAUACAAACUACGUGGCCGCCCUUGCCUUAAAGGCGGAUCACGAUAUCAGUUCAACCCUGAAGCUGGUUGCGACCGGAGAUCCCGACUGGAUUAAGAUUGCGGAGAAUCUUGUGAUCCCGUUUGAUGACGAGUUGCAGUAUCAUCCGGAAUAUGAAGGAUACCAGAAUGGAACUUCUGUCAAACAGGCUGAUGUGAUACUCAUUGGUUUCCCUUUCAUGAUGAACAUGUCGCAACAGGUCAGAAGGAAUGACUUGACUCUUUAUGAUGAGGUGACUGACCCAAAAGGCCCAGCUAUGACCUGGACCAUGUUUGCCAUUGGCUGGCUUGAGCUAGGAGAACAUGAAAAGGCUAACAAGUUGAUGGAGAGGAACAUGGAUCAUAUUCAAGAACCAUUCCAGGUUUGGAGUGAAGUCACAGGAGGUGAGGGAGGAGUCAACUUCAUCACAGGCAUGGGAGGACUUCUACAAUCAAUGAUAUUUGGAUACGGUGGUUUCAGGAUCAGACAGGACCACCUCGAGUUCAAUCCAAGUCUUCCUGACCAAGUCACCAGGUUGACUCUGACUGGGAUCAGCUACCAGGGAGGCGUGUUCUGUUUCUGUAUUGAAACCAGUGGCCUUGCGAUCACAUUGACAAGUAAACAAUACCCAUUCUUGCAAUUCAAAGUGAAAAUUCCUUCAGCAGGACGGGAAAUGAUUCUGCAACUUGGUAAAACUGUGAAGAUAGGACUUGAGAAAUCAAACCUUAUUCGCGUUUAACCCAUUUACUGCUACUUGUAUGAAACCUUAGUCGACCAAUUAUGCUUUUGAACCUAAUAUGAUGAUCUUACACUGUUUUAGCUGAAGGAGCAUUUACAUCAAGCCAGAAGAUUACCAUGCAGAUCAUUGAUAUACUUCUUCAUGGUUGUUAUACUUGAUAAUCUAAUUGUGGAAGUUACAUACUCUGAUUUAACAUCUGCUGCCAAUGAUAUAUUGUUUUAUUGACAAUCAGGUUUCUUGUAUACGAGUCUGUAAUUUGACAGUUCACAUCACUUUUUCUACUAUUCAGGCUUGAUUUCCAAACAGUAUUACAUUAUCUUUUAUAUCAAGGUGCUGUUUUGAUUAUAUAUAUACAUGUAUAGAGAUGUAUUUGAAAUACAUAUCCACUGCUGAUAUUGCUAGUACUUUUGUGUUGAUUGUUGAUUAUUUAUCGUUCAAAUACACCUAUAGGAAUUGUUAUCAUCAUCAUCUUUAUAGCAUCACUGUUCCUGAAAAUCUUCUCACUGGAGGAUAAUUCAACUUCAGGGAAUUCUACCAAGGUGU
This is a messenger RNA of Lineus longissimus, 3688 nucleotides long. RefSeq names its product protein-glucosylgalactosylhydroxylysine glucosidase-like. The transcript is spliced from 13 exons. Bases 482 to 3145 code for a protein of 887 amino acids. The record is from RefSeq and is a predicted model, not a curated record. Gene Ontology annotation, molecular function: hydrolase activity, hydrolyzing O-glycosyl compounds. Gene Ontology annotation, biological process: carbohydrate metabolic process. Lineage: Eukaryota; Metazoa; Nemertea; Pilidiophora; Heteronemertea; Lineidae.